CUACUAUCACGGCACCUUCUUUGUCGCGGCAAUGCUAGGAGUAGCGCUUCUUGGCGGGACUUUGGAGCACUCAACUCCACAAAGCUGAAGAAUGCUAAUCACAGAGCACAACUGUGAAACAUUUCUUCUGCUUCAAGACUUCUUGCCAAAUCCUCACACUGGGGUCUUCAAAGAAAACUGUUUUCACCCCUUUUUAUCCUCACCCCCCAAAGGCCAUCUUCCGUUGUGCCUUCUUGUCUCUCGCUAUCCCUCUAUCCUUAGACCCAAAAGCUGCGAAACCCGAAACAACUUUUUGUUCGAAAACCCGAAACAACUUUUGUUCGACCAGGCAACGCGUCCUGCUCGGGAGGCUACACAGAUAUCUCUGGAUCCAUCCAUUUCGCAAUAAUUUGAUGGUUUAAACGCAAUACACGCGUCGCCUCCAUCAAUAUCACACAAAUGGACGGUCGUUACAAUCCAGGGGCAUCUCUUCGUGAGGUGGAUCCUUCGAAUCCUGGAUAUAACCAACCUAGGCCAGACACUCGCGAUGAAUCCGAACUGGGCCUGCUAUCCCCAAGCGGUGGGCAUGCAUACCAGUCCCCAUUUGAUGGCAACAAUCAAUCGAACCUGGAAAUUCAGAGGCCUGUCUCGACAGCAUACAGCUUGACAGAGUCGUACGCGGUGCCUGGGCAGCAGAACCCACACCACGCAACAGAGUAUUCGAGCAGCUCAUCCUUCCAGCAAGGAAUCGAACUCGAGGACAUUCCUUUCGGAGGCACAAACCGAGCCCCGUCGCCAUCGCGAACGAUCGACUCGGAAGAUGCCUGGAGAAAGCGUCAGGCUCCUGGCGGCGGACUCAAGCGCUACCCUACAAGAAAGGUGAAGCUUAUUCAGGGCUCGGUCCUCAGUAUCGACUACCCAGUCCCGAGUGCCAUCAAGAACUCGAUAGAGAAGAAAUACACCGCCGAUGUCGAAGCUGGGAAUGAAGAAUUCACCCACAUGCGAUACACUGCGGCUACCUGCGACCCCAACGACUUCACAAUGAGGAACGGCUACAAUUUGAGGCCCGCGAUGUACAAUAGGCACACCGAGCUCCUGAUUGCAAUUACAUACUAUAACGAAGAUAAGGCGCUGCUUUCGCGCACGCUGCACGGUGUCAUGCAGAACAUCAACGACAUUGUCCGUCUCAAGAAGACUGAGUUCUGGAACAAGGGAGGACAGGCAUGGCAAAAGAUUGUCGUCUGCUUGGUCUUCGAUGGUUUUGAUGCUUGCGACAAGGACGUUCUUGACGUUCUGGCCACGGUCGGUGUCUUCCAAGAAGGUGUCAUGAAGAAGGAUAUCGACGGUAAGGAGACAGUUGCCCAUAUCUUCGAGUACACGACACAGAUCUCGGUGACUGCCAACCAGCAGCUUGUGCGCCCUCAAGAGGGUGCGGCAAACAACCUGCCACCCGUGCAGAUGAUGUUCUGCUUGAAGCAGAAGAACAGCAAGAAGAUCAACUCCCAUCGUUGGUUGUUCAACGCUUUCGGGCGUAUUCUGAACCCAGAGGUCUGUAUUCUGCUGGAUGCCGGUACUAAGCCUGGUCCCAAAUCGCUCUUGUCGCUGUGGGAAGGUUUCUUCAACGACAAAGAUCUCGGAGGAGCUUGUGGUGAAAUCCACGCCAUGUUGGGCAAGGGUGGGCGCAACCUGAUCAACCCUCUGGUUGCAGCCCAGAACUUCGAGUACAAGAUCAGUAACAUUCUCGACAAGCCGCUUGAGAGUUCUUUCGGAUAUGUCAGUGUGUUGCCGGGUGCUUUCUCAGCAUACCGUUACCGUGCUAUCAUUGGCCGCCCGCUCGAGCAGUACUUCCAUGGUGAUCACACGCUUUCUGCGAUUCUUGGAAAGAAGGGUAUCGAGGGCAUGAAUAUUUUCAAGAAGAACAUGUUCUUGGCUGAGGAUCGUAUUCUUUGCUUCGAGUUGGUUGCCAAGGCUGGCUCGAAGUGGCAUUUGACAUACAUCAAGGCGGCAAAGGGAGAAACGGAUGUUCCUGAGGGCGCCCCUGAAUUCAUUGGCCAGCGUAGAAGAUGGCUCAACGGUUCAUUUGCUGCCAGUGUCUACUCCGUUAUGCACUUUGGUAGAAUGUACAAGAGUGGACACAACUUCGUCCGCAUGUUCUUCUUCCAUAUCCAACUUCUUUACAACAUCUUCACGGUUAUCCUCACUUGGUUCUCGCUCGCAUCUUACUGGCUUACAACGACUGUCAUUAUGGAUCUUGUUGGUCUUCCAGAGCCAGCUUCGGGUACCGGAGCAGAGCAUCACGGAUGGCCUUUCGGAGACACAGCGACGCCAAUUAUCAACACGAUUCUGAAGUACCUAUACCUCGGAUGUCUGGUCAUGCAAUUCGUGUUGGCCCUCGGAAAUAGGCCAAAGGGAUCCCGCUACACUUACAUCACAUCGUUCAUGAUCUUCUCAUUCAUUCAGUUGUAUGUCAUUAUUUUGUCUAUGUUCUUGGUUGUACGCGCGUUUGUCGGACCAAACGUGGACAAAACAGCGAUCUUCACCACCAAUAUCUUCUCGUCAAACAGCUCCGCUAUCAUUCUCAUCGCGCUGGCGGCCACCUUCGGUUUAUACUUUGUCGCCUCGUUCCUCUACCUGGACCCAUGGCACAUGUUCCACUCCUUCCCUCAAUACCUGCUUGUUGCAUCUUCGUACAUCAACAUCCUCAACGUCUACUCCUACAGCAACUGGCACGAUGUGUCUUGGGGAACCAAGGGAUCGGACAAGGUCGAUGCUUUGCCAUCUGCACAGACAACCAAGGUUGAGGGCAAGGCUGCUGUCAUCGAAGAAGUCGACAAGCCACAAGAGGAUAUUGAUAGCCAGUUUGAGGCAACAGUCAAGCGCGCUCUCAAGGAAUACAAGGCACCCAAGGAGGAUGAGUCCAAGUCUUUGGAGGAUUCGUACAAGUCUUUCAGAACGACCCUGGUGGCUUUCUGGAUUUUCUCCAACGCCAUUCUUGCGGUGGUCAUUACUAGCGACAACUUCGAUUCGUUCGGAUUCGGGAACAAAGCAUCUGCUCGCACAGCCAAGUUCUUCCAGGCCCUGCUCAUCGCUACUGUCUGUCUGUCUCUCGUUCGCUUUAUUGGAUGCCUGUGGUUCCUGGGUAAGUCCGGAAUCAAGCGCUGCUUCAGGAGACGUUGAAAAGGGCGUAUUGCGCUCGCAAGUAUGUCUCGUCAACAUAUAAUGACCGGCGUUUUUUGUUUGGGUAUGUUGCUACAUGUAUUAAAAAGAUCACGUUUUUUUUUAUGUGAGACAUUUGAGAUCUGUACAAGUUUCGGCAUGGCUGUUCCCUUGCUUCCCUCACUUUGACCACUGCGCAUGUGCAAUUUUACCAGGCAAUAUUCAGCAUCGUGAUUCACAUUAACCUCCGAGUACAAGCAACUCAAUCGCUCGAUUGAUUGUCUGAACGAUUAUGUGGAUACAGCAACCUGAACCCACGACCGUAAAAAGGCCAGACCUCUGCCAAGAAAGACCAAUACACGUAGAGUCGGUAGAGUGUCAGUCGAGCGGAUCUGUGGAGAUGCAGUGGAGAGUCUGCUUCUGAAACGUGGGUGAUAGCGAACGGCCGCGGUACAGUAUCACCUUUACAGUGGGGAUGAUCGGAGAGGCCAUGUUUCAGCACGCCAGGGAACCUUUCCGAACGCCACCUUUCUGCGCCUGGUUGUGCAUAUAUAUCAUGCUUGAGUUGGUGGGAUUUGGGAUUUGCGAUGGGAGAGGUUGGGUAUAGCGGGGAGGAGAAGACGGAGAAGACCGUCUGUUGUGUUUGUGCGAGGGAUGAUCCCUCGCCCGUGACAGCCAUGUGUCUCCUCUUCAUAUGAUUGCCAAUGGUAUAAGCGUCCGUACAGCGCACUCGUAUAGAUUAGAUCUAAUAUUACACAAAGUACAUGUAUGUACUUUGGCCUUACGACGCGAAUCAAACGCCGCCAUCCAGGAACACCAAGGGCUCACUGGGGGUCCACGGCUAAUCCUGUAUGUCCUAGCUGAUUUCGGCCUAAUGCGUUAUCAACCACCCCCCCCCUUGUCAUUUCGGAUCAUUCAGCCAUGGCUUCCAUGCCGCCCACACCCACGACGUCCCC
Pseudogymnoascus destructans is the source of this 4091-nucleotide messenger RNA. Its product is annotated as Chitin synthase 2. The transcript has 3 exons. NCBI's taxonomy places the organism in Eukaryota, Fungi, Ascomycota, Leotiomycetes, Thelebolales, Thelebolaceae. Gene Ontology annotation, cellular component: cell septum; cell periphery. The coding region runs from base 439 to 3156 and encodes 905 amino acids. Gene Ontology annotation, molecular function: chitin synthase activity. The record is from RefSeq and is a predicted model, not a curated record.